This is a messenger RNA of Ilex paraguariensis (yerba mate), 1431 nucleotides long. The record is from the annotation of a GenBank genome assembly. NCBI's taxonomy places the organism in Eukaryota, Viridiplantae, Streptophyta, Magnoliopsida, Aquifoliales, Aquifoliaceae.
AUGGAUUCUUUUAUAGCCACCUUGGCAAGGCUCACCAGCUUGAAGUCUCUAACUCUGGUGUCUUUGGGCAUUUGGGGUCCACUUCCUGACAAAAUGCAUCGAUUGUAUUCCCUUGAAAACUUGGAUUUGAGUGGGAAUUUUCUAUUUGGUUCCAUUUCUCCUACAAUUUCCAGAAUGGUGAAGAUUCAAACUCUUAAAUUAGAUGGGAAUUUCUUCAAUGGUACAGUUCCUGAUUGGUUUGAUUCAUUAUCAAACUUAACCAAUGUAAGCUUGAGGGAUAACAGGCUGACCGGUUCAUUUCCGUCUUCAGUACUGAGAAUUACCGUUCUGACUGAACUUGGUUUGUCGAAAAAUGGAGUAUCAGGCAAAUUACCAGAUCUAAGUAGCUUAACUAGCCUGCAUGUGCUGGAUUUGAGUGAAAACAAAUUCGAUUCUGAACUUCCCAGUAUGCCCAAAGGUUUGGCCAUAGCUUUUCUUAGAAACAAUUCCUUCUCUGGUGAGAUUCCACACCAAUAUAGCCGUCUUCUUGUUCUUCAGCAACUUGAUCUGUCGAUCAAUUCUCUUCGAGGAACGCCUCCCGCUGCACUUUUUUCUUUGCCCAACAUUACUUACUUAAAUUUGGCAUCAAAUAGGUUAAGUGGAUCACUAUCAUUUCAUUUGAGUUGCAGCAGUAAGCUCGGGUUAGUCGAUAUAUCAAAUAAUAGAUUCAGAGGUUGGUUGCCUUCUUGCUUGGGCACUGCAUUACAUGAGACGAUUGUUAGGUAUGGUGGGAAUUGUUUGUCAAUUGAUCCGAGGCAUCAGCAUCCAGAUUCAUACUGUGCAGAAAUUCCCACGAAGAGGAAAGAAUCGAGAGGGAAGAAUGUAGGACUAUUGGUGGGUGUCAUUGGGGGAAUUUUUGUUGUUAUGGUGCUUUUGGCUUGUGCCUUUCUUGUCUUGUGUCGAAGAUAUUGCCCUCGAGGAACAUCAGAGCAACAUUUGUUACAUAAGUCCGUGGAAGACAACUCAGUCACAGGGUUCCCUUCACAGCUCCUGACUAAUGCAAGGUUUAUUUCUGACGUGGGAAAAUUAGGUUCGCAAGGUAUUCCAGUGCAUCGAUUGUUCUCUUUUGAUGAGCUUAAGGAAGCCACAAACAACUUCGAUAAGUCUACCUUGAUGGGUGAAGGAUCAAGUGGGAAGCUUUACAAAGGAAGACUAGAGAAUGGAACCUUAGUAGCUAUAAGGUGCCUCACUGUGUCGAGGAGAUACACAAUCCGAAAUCUCAAACUAAGGUUGGAUUUGCUUGCGAAGCUUCGACACCCUCAUUUGGUUUGCCUUUUGGGGCACUGCAUUGAUGGUGAAGGAUGCAAUGACUCUGGUGCAAAUAAAGUUUAUCUUAUAUAUGAAUAUGUGCCCAAUGGGAAUUAUUGCACUCAUCUCUCUGGUAAGAUAUGA